AUGCAAGCGGCUGCAUUCGCUGGACCCAGACGAGCCCUGCUGCGCAACCAGGAUGGAAAUCACGAGGCGCUGAAGCUUUUCACGCAAGUACCAGCGAGGCCUCCUUGGUACAAAGAAGGCUGGUGCCUUUUCCGGAGUGAAGACGCUGCUGAGGGUGCCAGGGUGGCAGCUUUCGAUUUCGACAAGACGCUGCAUCAUGGAGGCAUGGCCUGGAGACUCAGCUCGGCCCAUAUCCCUGGACGACUGCGCCAGCUGCACGAGGAAGGCUACAGGAUCGUGAUCUUCUCGAACCAACAUGGACCUGGGCGCCAGCGCACGAGGGAAGCGAUGCAGGCUGAAGUCCGUGACAUAACUGCACGAUUUGACGACUUCGCCUCUUUCUGCCGGGUGCCGCUGCAGAUCUUCGUGGCUGCCGCGCGAGGGGACGUCGGUGACGCCUUCCGGAAACCAAACAUCGGAAUGUGGGAGCUGCUCUGCUCUUCACGCUGUAGCAGAGGAACACUACCUGAUCCGGCUCUGAGUUUCUACGUCGGGAAUUCUGCCGGUCGAAAGACCGACGGAAACGACGUGGAUAGGCAGUUUGCUCAGCGCCUGGGCCUGAAGUUCUACACCGAGGCUUUCCUGACCAGCAGAGGGGCUUAG
Molecule: messenger RNA, 642 nt
Organism: Symbiodinium natans
Lineage: Eukaryota; Dinophyceae; Suessiales; Symbiodiniaceae
Source: the annotation of a GenBank genome assembly